CUACCUGGACAGCCUGGAUCGGAUCGGGGCUGCCGACUACCAGCCCACCGAGCAGGACAUCCUCCGAACCAGGGUCAAAACCACUGGCAUCGUAGAAACCCACUUCACAUUCAAGAACCUCCACUUCAGGCUGUUCGACGUCGGGGGCCAACGAUCUGAACGCAAGAAGUGGAUUCACUGCUUCGAGGACGUCACGGCCAUCAUCUUCUGUGUCGCGCUCAGCGGCUAUGACCAGGUGCUCCACGAAGACGAGACCACGAACCGCAUGCACGAAUCGCUGAAGCUCUUCGACAGCAUCUGCAACAACAAGUGGUUCACGGACACGUCCAUCAUCCUGUUUCUUAACAAGAAGGACAUAUUCGAAGAGAAGAUCAAGAAGUCCCCGCUAACCAUCUGCUUUCCUGAGUACACAGGCCCCAGCACCUUCACGGAAGCCGUGGCUCAUAUCCAGGCGCAGUACGAGAGCAAGAACAAGUCGGCCCACAAGGAGAUCUACACCCACAUCACCUGUGCCACUGACACCAACAACAUCCAGUUUGUCUUUGAUGCCGUGACGGACGUCAUCAUCGCCAAAAACCUUCGGGGCUGUGGCCUCUACUGAGCCCUGGCCUUGCCACCCAGCUGCCCACCACCCUGCCCAGCCUGCCACCCCACCCCUGCCCUGGACAAGGGGGCACCAGCAGCUGGCACUGAGCGGGGAAGAGGAGGCGCCCUCCACGGCCUCCCCCACCCCAGACACCAGAACACGUGGUAACGGGGCCGGCGGGGGCGCUGAGUGCCCACACCUGCCGAGACAGAUGGCCCGCUGGCCUCCGCGCCAUCGCUGGGUGUUUCCCCGGGGGAGAGGCGUAUGGGGGCCACGCCGCCAUCUGGGCCAGAAUGGGCGCGCUCUGCACGCAGUGGUUCACGCUUGAGGUCCCAGGGUCCCCUCCUGUCUCCGAAGCUGUGCAGGUGGUGGGGCGGCGUGCUGGCCGGAGGGGGCGCAGUGGGAGCCGCUGCUCAGCUUCUCUUGGGGUCUCUCUGGUCGAGGGCAGCUCCGUCACCAAAGGCCAGGGUGGGACCAGGCCACCAACCGCGUGUGGGUCCCGGGCUCAGGCCUCGGCAAGUGCCUCCCUCCUCCUCCCCAUGGACCUCAGCCCUGGAUGCCAGUCCUUCCUUCUCUGGGCCUCCCUCCCUUCACACCUCUGGGGCUCCCCAGUGUCCUCCUGGGGAACCCCCACCCUGACUCCUCACAGGUCUGGAAAUGCUUCUGAGACCGACUUCUUGCAAAGGCACGUGGUAGA
Messenger RNA from Physeter macrocephalus (sperm whale), 1283 nucleotides. Its product is annotated as guanine nucleotide-binding protein G(o) subunit alpha. The annotation marks the transcript as partial. Gene Ontology annotation, biological process: G protein-coupled dopamine receptor signaling pathway; adenylate cyclase-modulating G protein-coupled receptor signaling pathway. Gene Ontology annotation, cellular component: heterotrimeric G-protein complex. NCBI's taxonomy places the organism in Eukaryota, Metazoa, Chordata, Mammalia, Artiodactyla, Physeteridae. The record is from RefSeq and is a predicted model, not a curated record. The transcript has 4 exons. Gene Ontology annotation, molecular function: G protein-coupled serotonin receptor binding; corticotropin-releasing hormone receptor 1 binding; G-protein beta/gamma-subunit complex binding.